Messenger RNA from Drosophila innubila, 2132 nucleotides. RefSeq lists its product as uncharacterized. The transcript is spliced from 4 exons. Gene Ontology annotation, biological process: neuron-neuron synaptic transmission; clustering of voltage-gated calcium channels; neuromuscular synaptic transmission. Lineage: Eukaryota; Metazoa; Arthropoda; Insecta; Diptera; Drosophilidae. The record is from RefSeq and is a predicted model, not a curated record. The coding region runs from base 498 to 1889 and encodes 463 amino acids. Gene Ontology annotation, cellular component: presynaptic membrane.
ACAAGAAGAAUAAGAAUUUGGUUGGGAUGUGAUUGUGAAUGUGGAUGGGAUUGUGGAUUAUACAACCGAGAUAGACGAAUGGCGGCUGGCAGCUGGACGGACUGAGAGACUGAGGCAAUCAGACAAAUAGUUAACUACUAUAAUAAUUAUCAGUGCACGGAGUAUUAUCAGUGCAGCGGUGCAACGAUCAUUAAGAGGCGACUGGCAGGCAAGAGCAACAGGAAGAGGAGAGGGAGGAGGGGGAGAAGAAGAGGAGGAGCAAGUGGAGGAGGAAGCGAGCUCUCCGUAAUCAACACAAUGUCAACAUUUGCGAUUCGCCAAAACCGAAAACACUGCAAAAACAGUAUUAAAACCCCGAUGAACAGUUGAGAGGCGUUCAGGUUCAGGUUGAGGUCGAGAUCGUGCCCGUGUAACAAGCGCAGUUCCCAAAAAAAAAUAAAUAAAAUCGGAAAAUAAAAACAAUAAUUCGUAAUUAGCAGUUAAGAAAUUAAUUCAAAAUGUUAACCACGGAUAAGUGCACAUCAGUUGCCCCAACGCCGAUCAUCGUCAGCAGUUGCAAAUCUCAAUGCCAGACAGCGGAGCAGCAUCUACAGCAUCCCCAUUCCCAUUCCCAUACCCAUCAUCAUCCCCUUACUCAUCCCCAUUCCCAUUCGAAUCUGCAGCACACUCACACACAUUCACAGAAAUACUCAGCGGAUGCACCGCGUCGAAAUCUCCAUGAGCUGCUGCUGGAACUGCUGGACCUGCUGCUCUCCUGCCUUGUCGUUGCACCCUGUGUGAUCGCCUAUUGGCGCGGCACUUGGGAGCUCAUGGGCGUCCUGCUCUUCCCCAGCAGUUUGCCGCUGUCGGCGCUGUGCUCCUUUGUCAUUGGCGGACUGGGACACUUUAUAUUCAUAAUGACACAGAACUUCUUCAAGGAUCACAUACAUCCCGACAAGCGACGACUCACCUACUAUGUCAUCUCACGCAUUUACACCGCCGUCUUUGGCAUCAUCUGUGUCAAUAUGUGGCGUGGUUCGUGGAUGAUCUGCGAUUGGUUAACGAGCAUCGAUUCCCUGGCCAUCAUCUCAGUGGUGACUCUCGUCGCACUUCUCUUCUUGGUCGGAACUCGCACUCUACGCAAUCUUGGCGCUGCUCCCUACACUGUCACCAUGGAUCACAAGAGCGACUAUUUCGAGGUGGACACUAUGUUCAAAAUAUCGGGCUUCGAUCAACCAGGUCUCUACCUGCUGGACACGUUGUUCUCGGUUUUCGUAAUUGGUACCUUAGUGGUAAUUGCCUGGCGCGGUCUGUGGGGCAUCUUUGAUUUAACCUUAUUUCCACAGGACAAGGCAAAGUCAGCAUGGGGUUCACUGCUCAUUGGUUACCUAACUGUUUUUGUUACCUUUGUCAUACAACCCCUAAUGCGUUAUGUCUGCCGUCGCAUCAACGGCAUCUUGAAGCUAAUCAUUUGCGAUAUUUACUAUCUGAUGAUCUUCUUUGGAGCGGUUAAUGCAUGGCGUGGCAUUUGGAAUCUGCUCGAUGUUUAUGUGUAUCCAGAUGAUCGCAUAUUGAGCUUCUGGAUCACACACAUUAUUCCCUUUCUGCUGCUCGCCGCACUUAAGUGUUCCAACUCCAUCCUAGUGCGUGGAGUAUUCAUCGAUGCCGAGGGAUCAGGAGCCGAAUGUGUCCACUUACCGAUUAACUAUAUUCGUUUACAUUUCUUGCGAGAACGUCGCAAGAAAUUGGAAUCUGAACAAUAUCGACACUCCGGGCAUUCCGGACAUUCGGAACCCCCACAUUAUUAUCUGAAGGGGGAGCAUGCGACGCUGGGGAAGCAUUUGGAGAAGGACAAGGAGGCACAGCACAGUCUUAUCGAGAAACCGCACACCGCAGCACAGAUCAUUUAAGAGGGUGAAUUCCAGAUACUCUUUCCGUUACCAUUAAGCUAUUUUAAACUAUAUAAGUAUAAUAUUGUAUACUAGGUGUUAAACUAAUUUUAAAUGCAUUAACUUAAUUGUAACUCGUGCUUGGUUAAAUCAAGCAUACUUAAAAAGCCUGCAUUGUUAACAUUGGGCCCUCUAUAUUUUUAUCUAGAACUGUACAAAAUAAUUAUAAUAUUAUAUUCGAGUACUCUACCAUACGAUUAUAUA